Messenger RNA from Seminavis robusta, 453 nucleotides. NCBI's taxonomy places the organism in Eukaryota, Bacillariophyta, Bacillariophyceae, Naviculales, Naviculaceae. The record is from the annotation of a GenBank genome assembly.
AUGACGUCAUCAAUUGUUCAGCAAUGCCACCACGACAGCGGCUCACAAACACUGAAGACAACGACGCGACCACAACAACAACCACAAGGAGCAGCCAUGACAUCCUGUCAAUUAGAGACGAAGAAGUACCGCCAAUGCCUGAAAGACACAGGAGGCAGCGGAUGCGGGCGAUCCUGUCUCAAGCAAGCCAAAGCUUUGGAAACAUGUCGAGAAAAUUGGCGGAAGGAGAAGAAGCUGGUGCAUCAAUUUGAUGGCCGUCGGUUUUUGCCGAACAAAAAAUGCAAACUCCUCAAUCAAGAAGUUCAAAAGUGCAUGAAAUGGAAAAAGGGCGAUCAAUCGAAGUGUGAAGAACCAAUCCAAAAGUUGAAGUUAUGCAUGGAUCAGGAGCAAGAUAUUCUAGCAGCACCCACCGCAGGAGACAAGGUCUGGUCCGACUACAAGGGGACUCGCUAG